This is a messenger RNA of Melitaea cinxia (Glanville fritillary), 955 nucleotides long. RefSeq names its product translocon-associated protein subunit beta (gene SsRbeta). The coding region runs from base 121 to 693 and encodes 190 amino acids. The record is from RefSeq and is a predicted model, not a curated record. Gene Ontology annotation, cellular component: membrane; endoplasmic reticulum. Lineage: Eukaryota; Metazoa; Arthropoda; Insecta; Lepidoptera; Nymphalidae. The transcript has 3 exons.
GCGUGGAGUGAAACGUCAGCCACGUAAAUUGGAGAGGUGUCAAUGUUCGUAACAUUUCACUAUUCUCGGCGCUCAAAACUAGCAAUAAUUUCGCAUUAUAUUAGUUAACUAUAAGACACAAUGGGCCUGAAAUUGCUAGCAUUAAUUGUUUUAAUUGCUACGGCUGUCACAGCAGACGAGGAACCUGCGGCUGCAAGGCUUCUAGUGUCGAAACAAGUAUUAAACAAAUACCUAGUAGAGAAAUUGGAUAUCCUUGUUAAAUAUACAUUAUUUAACGUGGGAACAGCUCCAGCGGUGGAUGUGAAGCUUGUCGACAAUGGAUUCCAUCCAGAAGUGUUCCAAGUGGUCGGAGGUCAACUUACAGCUCAAAUUGACCGUAUAGCUCCUCAGACCAAUGUGUCUCACGUCGUCACUGUCAGAUCCAACAGAUUUGGAUACUUCAACUUCACAUCUGCUGAAGUCACUUACAAGAAAAGUGAAGAUUCCACUGAGAUCCAAUAUUCAAUCAGCAGUGCCCCAGGAGAAGGCACCAUUGUAGCUUUCAAGGAUUACGACCGUAAAUUCUCAUCACACGUCUUAGAUUGGGCGGCAUUCAUCGUCAUGACUCUACCGUCACUCGCUAUUCCCUUUGGUCUCUGGUACUCUUCGAAGAGCAAAUAUGAGAAAUUAUCAAAGCCCAAAAAGACUAAUUAGUUAAGUUAGAUUUUAGUAAACUAUUUUGAUAAAGUUAUUUGUUUUACUGAAAUUUAAAAAAAAAAAUUGUACAGAACCAGCUAUAUUGUUACCAAUGUAGUAAUGAAUGACAGAGUAAUAUGUAAUACAUUUCUAAAGAGGUUUUCUAUGUAUGUUUGGAACAAGCUGUGAAUGAUAACAUUUAUCACAUAUUUUUGUUCAUUCAUCCCAUUUUAAGUUGUUAUUAAUUUAUAUGAACAAUAAAAAAUAUUUAUAGUCUAAA